Messenger RNA from Procambarus clarkii (red swamp crayfish), 3321 nucleotides. RefSeq names its product secreted frizzled-related protein 5. Gene Ontology annotation, biological process: non-canonical Wnt signaling pathway; canonical Wnt signaling pathway. Gene Ontology annotation, molecular function: Wnt-protein binding. Lineage: Eukaryota; Metazoa; Arthropoda; Malacostraca; Decapoda; Cambaridae. The record is from RefSeq and is a predicted model, not a curated record.
CCGCCGCCGCCACCGUCAGUGUGCGUCUAGCAGUCAGUGGGGGAGGAUGUGCGCGAUGCCCCGCUGGCCACCUCUCUUAGCCCUUCCGCUCCUCCUCCUGGUGGCGGUGGCGGGGGCGGCCGGGGAGACGAACGCCUACUUCGCCGACUGGGGCGUGAUCGGCGGGCGGCCGCAGGAGCCCACCUGCGUCGACAUACCCCAGAACAUGCCCCUCUGCUCUGGCAUCGACUACGACAAGAUGCGGCUGCCCAACCUGCUGGAGCACGACACCUUGAAGGAGGCGCAGCAGCAGGCGGGCUACUGGGUGCCGCUGCUCAACCUCCGCUGCCACCCCAACACCCAGCUCUUCCUGUGCUCGCUCUUCACGCCCGUGUGCCUCGAGAGCCCCAUCUACCCGUGCCGCAGCCUGUGCGAGGCCGUCCGCAGCGGGUGCGAGCGCCGCAUGCAGACCUACAGCUUCCCCUGGCCCGAGAUGCUCAGCUGCGACAAGUUCCCCUUGGACAAUGAUAUGUGUAUCACUGUGCAGCACAGCGCCGCCCCUGGCCCAGAAAUUGUGCAAGAUGGGGAGUGCCCGGCCUGCAGUCCCGUUGAGACCUACGAGAACAUCCUGGACAACUACUGCCGGGCAGACCUGGUUGUGAAAACACGUGUGAAGAAACAGCGCAGAGCACAACUGGUGAUCAAGAAGUCUAGACGAAUAUACAAGAGCAUGAAGUCUACGGAGGAUGAGAGACGAGCACUGAAACGCAUUCGUUUCUCUUUGACUGAAGAAGCAAGCUGUUGUUCCAUUGCUCCUUCCAGGAAACCAUUCCUUAUAAUGGGUCGUCAACUUGGGGCAGUAUUCAUACCAACUUUCGUCAUGCCAUACAAGAAGUCAAAGCCUUUACGUCAAGCUCUGAAGAUGUUUCGUCGUGGCCUGAACUGUUCUGACCCCAAUCUGAUUACAAACAACUUAGAGGCUACGCCACUCACUAAACAACGGACCGAAGAUGAAGGAUCUAAUGGAAAUAUUAAAACUCGCCCAAAGAGUUGCCAGAAAAGAUGCAGAAAAAACUGUAGCAAAAGAUGUAAGAAGAAUCGUGGAAAGACUUGUCUCGGUAACUGCGGCAAGAACUGCCGCAAGAUUUGUCGUGAGAAUCGUACUCCUCGUGGUCGAAAUAGGAAAACUGGUUCACAUCAGAAUCGUUCUGCUUCUAAUGGCAACAGAAAGCCUCUUAAAGAUGUUUUACCCCUCGAUGGCAUUAGUGAAAUAACAAAUUUUGUGCCAUCUAAUAUUGAACAUCCAGUAUCAAACCAAGAAGGUAAUCAAAAUAUCCAGGAAACAGUGCGAGAUGAACAGUAAAAAUCCCCUAAAAGGGAUGUUAAAAACUAUUUAGUUAAUCAGAAUGAAGCAGAGUACUGUACUGUACACUCCUAUAGAGGCUUGCAAAUAACUGUGGCACCUUGCAGCCAAUAAUUCAUUGACAGUGGUUGAAGAUACUGUAAUAAUAAUCGAAGAUUAGUCAAAUAGAACUACAAAUAAAUGCUUUUCAAUUUGUUUUAGAUACCUAUUAUCUCUUUUGCAAGAUACUUGUCUAGACAUUUUUUGUUGCUGUAAUUGUUCUUUUUGAAAUUGAUUUUGUAGUCGUGUGUGAGAAAAAUAUACAAACAUUUUCAUAAAUCAAAUAAUAAUAUGAGGUAAUAUCAACUGCAUAAACCUCAGGACUAAUAAAACGAAGUGAAAUGACUUGUGUGUGUGAUCUUAUCAUCGCUAAAUGAUGAAGUGUCAUCAUAAACAAUAAGUAUCCCGGAUAUCAUCUUUACGUUUAGAGUAUAAUAGUUUAAACAGACUAGUGGUGUAACUGUGCUGUUUUACAGUUACACCCCAUCCAAGCUACAUACUGUACUCUCUAUAGAGAGUACAAUAUAUUGUAUAGUCUAGAUGGGGUGUAACUGUGCUGCUACUGCUAUAAAGUACAGUAUAUAUACUCAAUACAUACACACUCAUAGAUACUGUAUUUACAUAAUUUUAUGCAAGCUGUAGAACAUGCAUCUUGUGGAUUAAAGUCACUUGAUGGCAGCCAACUAUAUGCAUAGAAUGUCACAAUAAUAUGGCUAAAAAAUAGUAACCUUGACCCAUACGUGAAGGUGAUGCCCUUUUAAUCCAGGGUGGGCUGAAUUGUUGUCAUUUUCCUAUCAUUUCAUGUGUGGGGUUGGGUUACUAGCCAGCUAUAUUUACAGUCCAAUCUCAAUUUGAUGAACUACAUGGGACCAACCCCGAAUAAUUGCAACCGAGAUUUGCCGAAGUGAGAUUCAUCGAACUAAGGUUGUACUGUGCAUUUAAAACCCUAGAUUAUUAAAAUACUAAAGGUCUCAUUAGAAACACAAAAUAAUAUGGAUUUUGUGCCAUUGACACUGUACAGUAUUAGGACCUUUAUCUGAGUACUUUAAUUACAUUAGAACACUUGAAUGAUAAGACCAAAAUGAUUUGUAUAAAUAACUACUGCCUCAUCAAUCCAUAUUCAAAAUCUCUAUUUGAAUAUAUCAUGCUUGGGGCAGUUAUUCAAGAUAACCAUAGUGUUUUACUCGUGAUUUACAAUGUAUAUGUGGGUAUAAUUUGAUACAAAUUUUAAUAGUUAAAAAAAAAAUGUAAUAAUUCUUAUUAUAAAGAUAGAAGAUAUAAGCAUAUACUUUGUAUUAAAUAAUUAUGAACAGAUGUCUUAGUUUAUCAUAAUCUAUAUUUUGAAAAUCAAAAUAUUUACUCAGAAAAUAUUCUUGAGUUUAGUAUCUUGUACUUUGUGUAAAAUUACUAAUAAUUUCACAAAGAAAAAUUUAUUUCUAUAAUACUUUAAGUGACUGAAGUAAACACAGAGAGAACUAAGCAAAUUACUGUAGUUUCAUAAUCACAUAAUACAGUGUUGCUCCACACACCUCUAAUGUACCAACCUGUCCUCUUAAAAUAACGUCGCUUUUUGCUUGUGUGUUAUGGCCAAAAAUGGACGUAAUUUGAAAUGAAGCGUUAGCAUAGCGUUUCUGCCCGAAACGCUAUGCGCGCUAGUGGUUUUACAAGAAUGUAAAACUUCAAAUCUCUGUACUCUAAAACCCAAAGUACCUUCUUUUAUAUAAAUAAAUAAAUAAAUAAAUAAAAAUUAAAUCAGCUCACGAAAGUGAUGAACUGACCCAUUUUCUGUUUUAGUCCUCCGGUUUACUUGGUUAGGUUAGAAGAAACUUUCAAUUAAUGGUUUUCAUGACUUUUGAAAUCUUGGGAGAACUUCUUGCCCUCCUAACCUACCAGAGGACUCUUAACUUGCUGUUUUUGAGAAAAUAAAACUGUAAAAUUUA